This is a messenger RNA of Striga hermonthica, 1296 nucleotides long. The record is from the annotation of a GenBank genome assembly. NCBI's taxonomy places the organism in Eukaryota, Viridiplantae, Streptophyta, Magnoliopsida, Lamiales, Orobanchaceae.
AUGUCAGUUGUGUUAUGGAGUUUAUUAUUUCAUGGUGGCGGUUUUGCCGUAAAUGCCAGAUGCCCACAAAUUGGAUUCAAACAACUAUCGGGUUAUGUUGAAGUUAGGCCCAAAGCUCAUAUGUUUUGGUUGCUUUACAAAAACUGUGCUCACAGUUCAACAAAGCCAUUACCUACCAUUCUCUGUCUAGCCGGAGGACCUGGUCUAUCUGCAGUUGGGUUUAGCAAUCUUGCAGAAGUUGGGCCAAUGGAUAUAUAUUUGAAUCCUAGAAAUCAAACAUGGCUGAAAAAAGCACACCUCCUGUUUGUGGAUAGUCCAGUUGGGACAGGUUAUAGUUAUGUGGAAGAUCCAAAAGUGUUGGUUAAAACAGAUGAGGCUGCUACAGAUGAUUUACUCAAAGUGCUGAUUAAUGUAUUCAAAAGACUAAAAGAUUUACAGAAAACCGAGCUUUAUAUUCAAGGGGAGUCUUAUGGAGGAAAAUUAGCUGUUACUUUGGGUUUAUCAGCACUCGAUGCUAUCAAAGAUGGAAGAUUAAACGUCAAUCGUCUCCGAGGAGUUAUAAUGGGGUCUGCUUGGAUAUCACCAGGAGUUCAAGUGCUUUCAUGGGGUCCUGUAUUAAGAGAUGCAUAUGAUUCUUACAAUGAUCUCAAAGAUCGUGUUAUCAUUGACAAUAGUAAUGGAGUGGAUAUCUUCAAUUUCAUGCUGGAUAGAAGUGAUGACGUCAUAGUAUCGAAUGACACGUCAGGAGAUCUGUCGUCGUCGUCAAAGAGUGACGGAUCCUAUUCAUAUUUCGAUAUGUUAGCGGGGCGGCCGCCACGUGUCUUUAAUUAUACUCAGCUUGAUAGCCUUAUGAAUAAUGAGAUGAAGCAAAUACUUGAGAUACCAAAAUCAGUUCGAUGGGUAGGACGAUCCCUUACCUCUCACCUUGCAAUGAAAGGAAAUUUCAUGAAACCAAUUACCACUCAGGUUGAUAAACUGCUGGCAACUGGAGUUAGUGUCACUAUAUAUGCUCCUCAAUUGGACGUGCUUUGCUCACCUAAAGGAACUGAGGCAUGGCUUGUACAGCUCAAGUGGCCAGGGCUUAAACCAUUCUUAAGGACGGAAAGAAGUACAAUAUAUUGUGAUCAUGAGGAUGAUCAUCAUAAUAAUAAUAAAAGGACAGGGGGCUUCCUUAAAUCCUUCCUCAAUUUGAAUUUCUAUUGGAUUCUUGAUGCUGGUCACUUUGUACCUAUGGAUCAGCCGUGUAUAGCUCUAAACAUGAUAGCCAACAUAAUUCAAUCAUCUCAUGCUCCUUAA